CCAUAGUGGUUGAAUUAUGGUACGAGAGGGGUGAGAUGAUAUUAGAUUUUUUUAUAUUAAAAAACGCUAAAGAGAUACAAGAAAUCCUUUACGAAAAAACAAGAGAGAGUGACAAAAAUGAAUUAUUAAUUAAGGGCGUAUAACAUGGUCACAAAAGAAUUUAUCCAACAAUGGAUUUGGAAGUCCAAGCUAAUUUUUUUUUAUCUAUUUAUAGAAGUUAAUUCAUGAAUAUCCUUUUCACUUUAGUCUAUAUAAAAUUGUUUAUUUUUCUUUUUAGCUUCAUCUAUUAAGUAAUAUAUCAUAUUAUUUUUAUAUUCGAAGCCCCGCUUAGUUUCAUACACGAUCCUAUAAUUUUAAGAUGGAAAAUAAUUUUUUAUCUUCAAAUGUUAAUUUCAUAGUUUGUUUUGUCUCUAGAUAUUUUCGCUGUUUUAUCCAAUUGUAACAAUUUUAAACAUUUUAAUAAAUUAUUCCUAACUAAAAUAAAAAUCUUAACAUUCAUGUGAAAUUGUAAAUGUAUGUUAUUUGAAAAAAUAAAAUAAAAUUUCUCGAAAAAAGAACUACCCGGCCAAUUGGCCGGGCCACAAUCUAGUGUCUUUACUGUUAACUGUUAAGGCUUUUGAAUUGUUUUUUAAUUCUCCUAUAUAUCUAUUAUUCUAUUUAAUAGAAUUGGUAUUUUAGUCUUUAAUUCAUUUUUACCUGAGGUCCAAUUACUGGAGAUGCAACUUCAUCGACCGGUUCAAGCAUGAGCUGAAGCUACAGAGGCUCGAGUCGUUGUUGCGCAGCAGAGAGUUACCCGGCGACUGGCUUUGUUCGGCCGAUCCUGCAUUCAAUGCCCCUCCGUUAAGAAUUAAAACUCCAUUUAUUGGAGGUAUUCGUCCGUUUCGGACGAUUAAAGCUUUAUUAUGAGCUUUUGAAUCAUCAUUCAUUUGAUGUUAUUAGGGGAAUAAUUCCCUAUUCAUGUGGGUCAGCUCAAUUAUUUCCUUUGUUGACCUUUUGAUUGGAAGCUAUCAACAUCUAAUUUAUUUGAUCGUAUUAGGUGCCCUACAACGGCUCUAAUGGGGAUAGAGUUUUACUCGACAAUGACAGGUUUUGUUAAUAGUAAUUAUAGGCCUUCAAUAUGUGAUUUAUUGGCAUUUAAUUUAUUGGCAUUUAAUGGGUUUGACUAACCAAUGGGACACACUCAAGUUUGAUCUUUUACAUAUAAAUAAAUGAGCUUUUGAAGUGGGGUGGAUAUUUGGUCUUCCAAAUUGGUUUAAUUGAGAUUAUCUUAAUUAUUUGGAAAAGGACUUGGAAUAUCCAAGUCCUGCCUAAGUUCAAAAUUUUCAUAUGGCAAUGCCUCAAAGUCAUACUUCCCACAGUAGUGGCCCUUCAAUCUCGUGGAGUCAACUAUCUCAACCGAUGCUCUAUCUGCUGGAGACGUCGAGAAAGCAUUGAACAUUUAUUAUUUAGAUGCCCCCUAGCCACCAGAUUGUGGACUUUAGUGGGAUUGAUCAACUUUAUUGAGACCGCCCAAACUCUUAACUUUGGUCUACGGUGGCGACAUGUCAUGGUCUCCGAGACCUCCCAAUUCCACAUUCUCCAAUGCGUCUGUUUACUUUGGAGAAUCUGGAAGUCUAGAAAUAAAGUGACCUUUGAAUUUAUCCAACCCCAUGUCCGUUCCCUAGCCAGACAGUUCUACAACCAGGUCCUCGAAUUCUCCUUUCUUCUUCCUCCUCCUCCGCCCCGCAGCUCUCUAGUCCCAGUUCAUCCUGCCACCACUUGGGUCCCUCCACCAGAAGACUUUUUGAAGAUCAACGUAGACGCACCUGUUUGUACCACCGGUUGUUCGUCUGGGCUUGUUUUCCAUGGGUCAGACGGGCAUGUGGUGUUGGCGCUCGGGCUGCAACAUCAAGGAAUAGUCUAUCCUUAUCUGGCAGAGCUUCUAGCUUUUAGAGACGCCAUCUCCAUCGUAGCCUCAAGAUCCUUGACCCACGUGAUAGUCGAAGGUGAUUCCGAAGUGGUGGUCUACCAAGUCCGACAACGCGUCUUUGAAGUCUCAAUUGGUGGUCUGGUGUUUCGAGAGUGUCUUCAGAUCCUUAGCUCUUUGUCUGUUUGUAUAGAGUUUAGGGCGGUACAUAGAUCCGCCAUCAGUGCUUCCCAUAGAGUGGUGCGUAAAGCACUGCUUUUGUCUCGUGUAGAGAUAGAAUCUUUUGAUUUUUUGGGGUGGCUUCUUUAGAAUCUUUUAGGGGGUCCUGGGUAGAAUUGUAAGUUUAACUAUUUUCUUCCAUUGAUAUCACUCAGAAAUAAAAAAAAAACAAUGAUGACAAGAUGAAAGUUUUAUAAAGCAAAUUAAUCGGCCAACGGGGCGAGUAAAAGCUAGCAACGAUGAGAUGCUCAUUUCCCGAAAACCGUCGGGAUAGGCAAUUUUUUAUUCAAUUUUCUGGAAUUCGGUUUCUAUAAAACUUACUCCACCUCAUCAUAUUACCAGAAACAAUAUUUUUUCACAAGGUAACAGGUACUUGAUUUUGGUUCAUAAGGCUAAUUUUUGAUUCGUUGCAUCAUUCAUGUCUCUUUCUUACUAAAACUCACUAUUUUUA
This is a messenger RNA of Linum trigynum, 2576 nucleotides long. The record is from the annotation of a GenBank genome assembly. NCBI's taxonomy places the organism in Eukaryota, Viridiplantae, Streptophyta, Magnoliopsida, Malpighiales, Linaceae.